AUGGAGGCUGAGAAGGAGCGCCCGAAUAUUCGUAUAGAAAUAUUUAACGAAGGCAUGGACGUGGACGUGGACGAAUCGGAAAACGAAGACGGUGAAAUAGUAGAAGACGAGCCCGUUCCAGUUCCGGCGCAGCCGAAUUCGAGGACGGUAUUCACCACCGGCAUAAACAUCUUCGAUCACGAAGAGCAGAAGAAGCUGCAGGAGCGGGCCAAGCGGUUCGCUUUGAAGCCCGAAGAAACUUACAGCUUCACCGAUGCCGAUCUCGUAGAGCUGAGGGAAAGCCUGGGAAUCACCGAAGACAACGAAUUGGAAGCCCGUUUGGACACGGUGUUGCUGUUGGGUACGACCGAUAUGCAAGUAGAGGAUAUUUUGGACUAUUUUGCAAAGUACGCCCCGUCCGAGAUCGAGUUUGUCGACGAGCACAGCGUGAAUGUUAAAUGGUUGGAGAAUAUUACAGCGGCUCGAGCGAUGUUUUACUCCUCCAGAGCGGUUAAAGACAUGCCCGUCAGAGAGCAAGUUUUGGGCAAAGAUUUUUUGGACUCUGAUGUAACGGAUGAGAAAGACAGCCAAAGUGUUUUGUUGAGAGGAAGAGAUAUCCAGCUACAGGUAGACGAUAUUGUGAAACCUGCUAAGAAAGUGUUCAAAAAUGCCGUCGAUAUGGACCAAAUUACGAUACCCAUACCGCCUGGGUAUUGGAGACUGGGUGACAAACAUCCCAAGGCUAAAUGCUUGUUACUUAGGUACGCUUUUAAGACUGACAAGAAACCGUAUAGAACAGAAAGCCUAGCCAGGUACUACAAAAAAUUAGGCACUGCCAAAAUCCACUCUGAUAAAUGGAAGGAAGGAAGCAUAUUCGAGAGGAAUAGAGAUCUACCCAAGGGUAAAAAUCCUUGGGGAAAUUUGGCGAAAAAUUGGGACCAAGACGCAAAGUUUCGAGAGAAUAUCCCAACACCCGCCGUUCCGAUAGAAGUAAAAAAUCCAAAUCUAGCGACCAGAUUAGGACACAAAGCGGAAUCGGAAAACGAACUAGAAAUUGUCGAAGAACCUACUGCAACUAAAAAACCUAAAGUUAGAUCGAUGAGAAUGCGAAUGUACGCAGACGAAGAGGAAGAACGAAUCAAAAUGAAAAAAGCCAUCCAAAAAUUAAAAACGUCCUCGGAGAAACUCUUGAAAACGCCCAAAGAUUUAAGGGCCGUAUUAAGCCUAAACAACAUAACAGAACCACUGCCAGUACCAGUAAAAGAACCGGACGAUCUCGGUAAAAAACUAAAAAACCGAUCCAGACAAAUGGUGUUUUCGUUGGAAAGCGACGUAAACGUGGAGAAGGAAAGAAAGGAAAACAUCCGAACCGAUAUGAGAACGAUGCUGAAUCGAAGAAAACUCAGAUCGCCCAUUCGGGUUCCGUUGGACGACAGAAGAUACAGGGAUAGGAGUCCGGUGAGAAGGCACGAAUCGCCCAGUCGCGGCCGAAGGCUGACUUCGGAGCGAUUGGUCCACUACAGAAGGCACCAGCAUGAAGCGGACGAGGAGAGGACGAAGCCGAAGAGCAAAGUCACGGUGGUGAUCAAGAAGCAGAAGCCGCCGACGGUGGCCUCGACGAUUUGGUCGAAGGUGCAAGAGAGCGAGAGCGAGGAGAGCUCGAGCGGCAGCGACGAGGAGACCUCCAAGUCGGAUCCGACGGGGAGCAGUUCGUCCAGCGAGGAAUCCGAAUUGGACAACGACAGUUCGGCAUCGUCGGAGGAAGGGGCCGAGGAGCCGGUCAAGCGGCCCGGAUUCGAUUACUAUCGCAGUAAAUUAGUCAACAGGAAUUAUCUUAAGGUUGUUAAGGACAGUGACGGUUUUAGAAGAAGGUACAAAGAAUAA
Phyllotreta striolata is the source of this 1863-nucleotide messenger RNA. Lineage: Eukaryota; Metazoa; Arthropoda; Insecta; Coleoptera; Chrysomelidae. The record is from the annotation of a GenBank genome assembly.